Aegilops tauschii subsp. strangulata is the source of this 752-nucleotide messenger RNA. The record is from RefSeq and is a predicted model, not a curated record. Lineage: Eukaryota; Viridiplantae; Streptophyta; Magnoliopsida; Poales; Poaceae.
GUCGGAUCCGGCGUUGGCGAAGCCGGAUCUGGUGGCUGCGAGGCCGGACCCACCUCAUCCGGACCGCCACCAACACCAGAUGAGGUUAGCGAUGGGGUUUGACACCGGCGAGGUGCUGCUGUCCACCAUGUUGUGACGGCAGUGGAGUACCUGCGGGCAGGAGGAUAUGGCUGCAGAGCCUUCACCGCCGCCAUGCUCCUGGCGCUGAUGGUCGCGAGACCCCGAGCUCCAUGAUGAGGAUGCCGUCGUCCAGCCCGACCACGACGACGCACCACACAAGGUACUCCAUCCUCCUCUUGUGGAGGAGUCAAGUUCAGAUCUGCCAUCUCUAUGGUGAUGAAUCUACUCGGGCAGGACAAUGGUGCCUCAUAAUGUUACUCCAUUGGCGAUCAAGGGAACUGUCCCCAACACAUGUACAGGUUCUGCCGGACGAGGAGCUCGGUGAUGCGCCAGAUGAGGAGCUUGGCGAGGCGCUGCAGCUCGGCUUGACGCUGGUCGAGGAGCUCUGCGAUGCGCCGGAUGAGGAGCUUGGCGAGGUGUUGGAGCUUGGUGAGGCGCUGCAGCUUGGCCAGGCACUGGUCGAGGAGCACGGCGACAAGCCGGAUGGGAAGCUUGGCGAGGCUAGGGGAAGUUAUCUGGUAAAGGGAAGAUACUUCCUCCGCCCAUAAAUCUAAGGCAAUUCACACAUCCUUUCCUUCUUGAUAACUUGACUGCUUUUGAAAUGUGCUUUGUACCAUCUGUGCUUUUUAUAU